Molecule: messenger RNA, 1544 nt
Organism: Cornus florida
Lineage: Eukaryota; Viridiplantae; Streptophyta; Magnoliopsida; Cornales; Cornaceae
Product: monooxygenase 2-like
Exons: 5
Coding region: 134-1393 (419 amino acids)
Molecular function (GO): FAD binding
Source: RefSeq, a predicted model, not a curated record
GUUCAUCAUAGUCCAAUGCUGUCGCAAGAGUCAAUUAUGGCUCCCAAUACAAUUGUUGUCUCUCUGAGUGUGUGUGUGUGUGUGUAUAAACUGAUACAAUAAGAUAUCAUAAGUGAUAAAAAAACCUAGAGAGAUGGAGAUGGUGGAGGAUGUGGUGAUUGUUGGGGCAGGGAUAGCAGGGUUGGCCACAGCGGUGGCUCUGAAGAGAGUUGGGGUGCGAGCUUUGGUGUUAGAGAGAUCGGAAGGGCUCAGAGCCACCGGUGCAGCCCUCGGCCUCUUCCCAAAUGCAUGGCUUGCACUUGAUGCUCUUGGUGUUUCUCAUAAGCUCACUUCCGUUUACAAUCCUUCCAAAAGGGGAUACAUAACUGAUGUUGGCAAUGGAACUAUCCAAGAGGUCUCUUUUGGUGCGACAGACAGGGAUGAAAGUGGACCAACGUUCGUGCACCGUAAAGCGUUGCUAGAAGCUCUUGUUGAAGAACUGUCAGUUGACACAAUCCGUUUUUGUUCAAAAUUAACCUCCAUUGAAGCCCACCAACAACAAGGCACGUCCAUUGCUAUCAUACACUUAGAAAACGGAACUAUCAUAAAAGCAAAGGUUCUGAUAGGGUGUGACGGGGUUCACUCGGUGGUGGCUAAUUGGUUGGGACUUGGUGCACCAGUGGACUCUGGUAGGUCAGCAGUUCGUGGGCUAGCCAUAUAUCCUAAAAGCCAUGGGUUGAAACAAGAAUUCCAACAGUUUGUAGAUGUGGGCAAAAAGGGUGGUUUGGUUCCCCUCAAUGAUAGAGAGCUUUACUGGUUCUUUGCUUGCAAUUCUACUUCUAAAGGGAAAGAUAACGCGGGAAAUCCAAAAUUGAUACAAAGAGAACUCAUUGAGAACUUACUCAAGGAUUUCCCUCCGAUAUACUUUGAUGUCGUUGAGCACUCUGAUCUCUCGAUGCUGACAUGGGCCCCUCUCAUGUUUAGGCGUCCAUGGGAUAUCAUACUCAAGAAUGCAAGCAAGGGGACCAUCACCGUGGCAGGAGAUGCCUUUCACCCUAUGACUCCUGAACUAGCCCAAGGUGGUUGUUCAGCCCUGGAGGAUGCAGUUGUCAUAGGCCGACACAUCGGGGAAGUAUUUAUCCGGCAUGGAAGGCUCGUGCCACGAGAGGCAGCCGAAGCUGUAGCAAGGUACGUUAAGGAACGGAGAUGGCGUGUUGCCGGAUUGAUCACUGGCUCAUAUUUGUCAGGGUGGGUGCAACAAAAUACUUCUGGGUGGUGGAUGAAGUUCUUAAGGGAUGCCAUAUUUUACAAGCUUCUUUACCCCAAAACAGUGGGUGCUGUAACUUAUGAUUGUGGAAAGUUGCCUAAACCUUCUUCUCAUAGUCAAUUGGAGGGCCAAAGUCUCAAAAUUUAAUUCUAUAAUGAGAAUAUUACUGGUGGAAUUAUAGGUGAGAAAUUAGAGACCAUUCUAUUAAUAAUUAAUGUUUGACAUUCAUAUCAUAUUAAUUUCCUGUUUGCCCAAUAUAUUGUUUUUUUCUUCUUUAAUUUUAUUUUCUUUGUUUGGA